AUGGCUGCGAUAACUGCUGUGUGUGAUUUGAAACCAUUCAAAUCAAUGUGGAAGAUCCGGGUUAAGAUUAUACGUUUGUGGAAACAAUAUUCUGCUGCUGGUGGCCUAACGAUUGAGAUGGUUUUAAUCGAUUCUAAUGGUGUUAAGAUUAAUGCGUCCGUUAAAAAGGAUCUGGUGAAUCAGUUUGAUUCAUUUCUUUCAGAAGGCAGUUCCAAGAUUUUCAUCAACUUUACUGUCAUCCCCUCAGGUGGUUCAUACCGAACAACUAUUCAUCCCUACAAAAUUGGGUUCCUUUCCACCACCCGUGUGAGGUGUUGUGAUGAUUUACCCAUUGAGUUAACUGGUUUUCAACCAGUCAACUACAUGGACAUUCUCGAUGGGACACUCAAUACCGACUAUUUGGUUGAUGUAAUGGGUCAGAUUGUGGAGGUUACCCCACUUGAAGUUGUAUCAGCUAAUGGGAAAGAGACUAAGAAAAUCUCGAUUGAGCUUCGUAAUGAAAAGGAUGAACGUUUGCCAAUGGUUUUAUGGGGUAACUUAGCUACUGAUAUCAGUGAGGCUAUUCAAAGAAGCAGUGAAAAUGUUAUUGUUGUUGUUUUACGCUUUGGGAAAAUUAAAGUUUGGAAAGAAGAGCGUAGUGUGUCCAAUGCUUAUAACGUUUCAGAAGUGGAAAUUAACCCUUUUGGUCCCGAGGUGGAGGCUUUUAUGUCAUUGUUACCGAGGGAUGAACUUGCAUUGUCAAUUGUCCAACCCAAACCGCUUUUGCUAACUAAUGGUACUGGUGAUAAAAAUGAUUUUUUUGUCAACACUCCUAGGAAAAACAUCCAACAGUUGAUUGAGUCAAACCAGGUUGAGCAGUGUAUUGUGAUGUGCACAAUAGCAGCUAUUGAUUCCGAUAUGGGUUGGUAUUACUUGAGUUGCAAAGUAUGUUCAAAGAAGGUGUUACAUGUUCCUAACGAAAUCACAGAGGAUGGAGAAGAUGACGAUGAACUGGGAUUUCACUAUUAUUGCGUCAAAUGCAAGGUGAAGAACCCGAAGUUGCUGCCAAGAUACAAGUUGCAUUUGGUUGUGCUAGACAAUACUGGGAAUGCAAAAUUUCUUCUUUUCGAUAAUCUUGCAGUGCAACUCAUUCAUCAUCCUUGCAAUGAGUUGGUUGGACCUAAUGCUGAAGAGAUGCAAGACCCAGAUCUUAUUCCUAUGGAACUCAAAAAUUUAGCUGGGAAAACCUAUCUGUUCAAGGUUGCCAUUGAGAGAGAUAAUUUUCUAUACAAGAAUGGGACUUACAGAGUCCUGAAAAUCGUGACCAACAUUGAGAUGAUUACCGAGUUCGAGAACUUGCGUCAACCCCAGGCAAUGGGAAAUACUUUGUGUUUGGAAGAUUCUGUGAUUUCAGAUGCACCGGAGGGAUCCGCAAUGUUAUCUGGAGGGUCGUCCCAGGAUGUUGAAACUAACCUAUUGACUCCUGCUAAACGCCCAGCCGCAACCGUUUUUAACUUGGAGGAACACUACGACGAGAAUUCUGUUACAAAGAACGCAUGUUCCGUUCGGAUCAAAAAGGAGAAGACUGACAAAAGUGGCUGA
Raphanus sativus (radish) is the source of this 1581-nucleotide messenger RNA. Its product is annotated as replication protein A 70 kDa DNA-binding subunit C-like. Gene Ontology annotation, biological process: DNA replication; DNA repair; DNA recombination. The transcript has 11 exons. Lineage: Eukaryota; Viridiplantae; Streptophyta; Magnoliopsida; Brassicales; Brassicaceae. Gene Ontology annotation, molecular function: DNA binding. The record is from RefSeq and is a predicted model, not a curated record. Gene Ontology annotation, cellular component: nucleus. The coding region runs from base 1 to 1581 and encodes 526 amino acids.